AUGGAAAACAUUGUGUUUCAGACUCGUAUAUUGGUGACCCACAACUUAACGCUCCUGCCUGACACUGAUCUUAUAAUAGUAAUGGAAGAGGGCAGAAUCAGUCAGAUGGGGACCUACCAAGAACUCAUUUCAAAGAGAGCUAAUUUUGCUGAGCUGUUUCAAGUCUUCAAUGCAGAGUGUACAAGUGAAGAGAUGACCCCAAUGGAAGUGAGCUCUUCAAAAGAAGAGGGCCAACUGGGCAGGAAUCUGCAACAAAGAGAACUGCUGAAACAUAAAGAUUCUUCCUUUGAUCAAUGGAAAAUACUCACUAACAAUAAAGAAAACGUGGCCACUGGUGGCAUGAAAAUGUCAGUGGUUUUGAAAUACCUCCAAGCCUUCGACUGGCGAUGGAUGUGGCUAACCAUAGCUGCUUAUGUAGGACAAAAUGCACUAGCCAUUGGGCAAAAUCUAUGGCUUAGCACCUGGACUGCAGAAACAGCAGAAGUUAGUGAUUUCACAGAAUGGAAACAAUCACAAAACUAUAAACUUCGUAUCUAUGGGCUUCUGGGAUUCACACAAGGUCUUCUUGUUUGCUGCGGUGCUUAUGUGCUCACCAGGGGAUCCAUGUCUGCUUCUCGGGCAUUGCAUCAUCAGCUGUUAGACAAUGUAUUGCACCUUCCUCUUCAGCGUUUUGAAACUAAUCCAGUUGGUCAGAUCAUCAAUAGAUUCACAAAGGACUUAUUUAUAGUGGACUUACGUUUCCAUUACUACUUACGAACUUGGCUAAAUUGUACACUAGAUGUUAUUGGAACCAUUCUAGUUAUCGCAUUUGCCUCACCACUAUUCAUAGUGGUAGUUAUUCCCCUGGGAUACUUUUAUUUUACGAUCCAACGAUACUACAUAGCGAGUUCACGACAAAUUCGACGACUAGCAGGAGCAUCGCAUUCUCCUGUGAUCUCCCACUUCAGUGAGACUCUUGUAGGACGAUCAACAAUUCGAGCAUUUGGGCACCAAGAGAGGUUCAUUAGAAAAAGUAAUGAUGUUGUGUAUGAGAACUUAGUUUACUUCUACAACAAUGUCAUCUCAAACAGGUGGCUAUCUGUCAGGCUUGAAUUUCUGGGAAAUUUAAUGGUGUUCUUUGCUGCCCUGUUUGUAGUACUGGCUGGAAAUACAGUGAGUUCUUCUACAGUGGGUUUAUCGAUAUCCUAUGCUCUAAAUAUAAUUCAGAGUCUAAAUUUUUGGGUGCGUAAAGCAUGUGAGAUUGAGACCAAUGCAGUUUCCAUUGAAAGAGUUUGUGAAUAUGCAAAAAUGGAUAAAGAGGGACCGUGGAUAAUGUCAAAAAGACCACCAGUGGGGUGGCCUGAUAGAGGAAUAAUAGAGUUUGUUAACUACAAGGCUCAGUACAGGAAGGAUCUUGGUUUAGCCCUGAAUGAUGUCUCUUUUCAGACACAGAGUAAAGAGAAGGUUGGAAUUGUUGGAAGAACAGGAGCUGGUAAAUCAACACUCACAAAUUGCUUGUUUAGAGUUCUAGAAGGAUCUGAAGGCAAAAUAAUUAUUGAUGGAAUUGAUAUAUCAACUAUUGGACUCCAUGACCUACGUGGAAAUCUUAACAUUAUUCCACAGGACCCCAUCUUGUUUUCUGGGACACUGCAGUCAAAUUUGGAUCCACUUGGGAAACACUCUGAUCUUGAACUGUGGGAAGCACUGGAACUGUGUGACUUAAAGGAUUUUGUCCAAUCACUCCCCAAGAAGCUCCUUCAUGAGAUUUCAGAAGGUGGUGAAAAUCUCAGUGCUGGGCAGAGACAGCUGGUCUGUCUGGCCCGUGCUUUGCUACGAAAGACAAAAAUCCUGGUCCUAGAUGAGGCGACAGCUUCUGUUGACAUGGAAACAGAUAACUUAGUGCAGUCCACCAUCAAAAGAGAGUUUUACAACUGCACAAUAUUAACUAUAGCCCACAGGUUACAUACAGUCAUGGACUCGGAGAGAGUCCUUGUUCUGGACGCAGGAAGGAUUCUAGAAUAUGAUACACCACAAAAUUUGUUACAACGAAAAGGUGCCUUUUCUGAAAUGGUUGCAGAGGCUGGGAUAAGAAGAUAG
Molecule: messenger RNA, 2076 nt
Organism: Cariama cristata (Red-legged seriema)
Lineage: Eukaryota; Metazoa; Chordata; Aves; Cariamiformes; Cariamidae
Product: canalicular multispecific organic anion transporter 1-like
Exons: 14
Coding region: 1-2076 (691 amino acids)
Biological process (GO): transmembrane transport
Cellular component (GO): membrane
Molecular function (GO): ATP binding; ABC-type transporter activity; ATP hydrolysis activity
Source: RefSeq, a predicted model, not a curated record